AUGGGCUCGAUUGCCUUUUCGGAAAAGACGUUGGUUCGACCAAGCAAGGCGCCCGUGCCAGGCCGGAUUUCAGUCACACCGCUUGAUCAAUACAUGGUCAGGGUCAUUCUCCCGAUGAUGGUCAUUUUUAAGAUUGAUGAGCCUUCGCUUCGGCCCAUAAUUUUACAGAAUCUGAAGAGGGCCCUCUCGCUGGCCAUUGACGAACUGACCAUUCUGGCUGCGGACAUAAUUCCGUUGGACCCAGCCAACGACACAAUCCAGCUCGAGUACGGCCAGGACGCAGGAGUCUGGUUCCACGUCAAGGAGCUGCCAGACGUCGACUAUGAGGACCUGGCGCAACGCAAUUUUCCAUUCUCCGCCCUGCCGGCGUCUCAGUUCGCCCCGAAGCCUCUGGGCCACUCGGCAACAAGUCCCGUCAUGACGCUGCAGGCGACGUUGAUCAAGGGCGGCCUGGUCCUUACCUUUGGCGGCCAUCAUGUGGUCAUGGACGCCCAGGGCAUGGGUACCUUUGUGGCUGUCUGGGCCAAGCAUGUGGCCGCAGUCUCUGGCGGCCUGGUUGUCACCGAGAAGCAACGGCUGGACCACGAUUCGUUGGAAGCAUCUCAGCUCUUCGGCCCAAGGAUGGAACGCCCGCUGUCCGAGUUCCCCACAUACCAGACUGGCCCGGAUCGAUCAUACGAGCAUAUGCAGGCCAAGAUCCUGCAGAAGGCCGUUGCGGGUGACCACGACGGAAUCGCCAAACUCGUUCGCGUGUCCCAUUGGGCCAUGACGCAGGAGAAGCUAGACGCCCUUCGAGACGCAACCGUGCCACGGACCAAGGAAGAGUCGUCUGUCACUGCCAAUGCCACACUAUCCGCGCUUAUCUGGAAACAAGUCACCAGGGCUCGGCGGCUCACGGAGAAGCAGGUCGCCUCGAGCUCGCUUCUCACUUCGGUCAAUGUGAGGAGGCGCGUGGAUCCGCCACUGGCCCCCGAGUACCCUGGCAACGCCAUUGCUCUGGCCAAGGCUAAUGCAACGGCUGAAGAGCUAGAAGCGCCCGGGGUGGAAUCCCUCUAUGCAAUCGCAAAGAAGGUUGCCGCUUCCAUCGAAUGGUGGACUCCAGACGAGCUCUGGUCCUUGACCGGCGCGCUGCAAACCUGUGGCAACGUUGCCAAUAAGCUGCUGCCACCACUCAACUACGACGUGCUAGUCACGGCACCGGCUCGGCUGGGAGACAUGCUCAAGGAGGCCAGCUGGGGUCCGGAGCUUGGGGACAUCAAGGCUCUGAGGUGGGCAUUCCCGGCCUUCAUGGACGGCUUUGUCAUUAUUCUGCCCUCCAUCCACGGAGGAAUCGAAAUUAUGCUGUGGACCGCGCCGGACACGGCCGUGCGACUGAAGGAGGACGCGGAUUGGACGAAAUGGGUAACUCAGCUGGAGUAG
This is a messenger RNA of Trichoderma aggressivum f. europaeum, 1419 nucleotides long. RefSeq lists its product as uncharacterized. Lineage: Eukaryota; Fungi; Ascomycota; Sordariomycetes; Hypocreales; Hypocreaceae. The record is from RefSeq and is a predicted model, not a curated record. Gene Ontology annotation, molecular function: acyltransferase activity, transferring groups other than amino-acyl groups. The coding region runs from base 1 to 1419 and encodes 472 amino acids. The transcript has a single exon.